UUGUCGCUGCCGUCGUCGUCGUGCUUGUUGUUGUUGUAGCUGCCACACCGCCUUAUGGAGUAGAUAAAAAGAAAGCCUUUCUUCAGAACUAACAAUACACAAAUUUCAGCCAGCUGCAUACAAAAGGCCUGGGGCUGUCAGCAACGAAAACAACUAUAACCGCAAUUUUCGCUCAACUGUUGUUGUUUACGAAAUAUAUUCGCUAUAAUAUACAUACAUACAUAUGUAUGUAUAUUUAUUUUUCAUCUAUGUUGCCUGUCAUAAAAAAAAUUUGUUAACUUGUGCUAUAAAUCUGACUGGUAAUUAAACGCGCCUCUUCUCUGUGUGUGUGUGUGUGCGUCUGUGUGUGCAUGAGUCGAAAAAGUGCAAUAUAAAGAGCGAAAAAUUGAUUUUUUACCAGUGUCAGUGCCAGGUUGCAAGCGCAGCAGCAGCGACGCUUACAACGAAAACGGGCCAACUAAGUAAGUGACAGUAAAAACAAAUCAACAAAUUUUUUGAGCAACAACCACAACAACAACACACCCAGAGUCAAGAUGGUCCAAAAGUAUCAAUCACCCGUGCGUGUUUACAAGUAUCCGUUCGAACUUGUGAUGAUGGCCUACGAGCGUCGCUUCCCCAAAUGCCCACAAAUGCCAAUCGUGCUCGAUUGUGAGAUCGUCAAGGACGAGUCCUUGGAGAAUGGCGCCAAACGGAACACCAGUCGUCGCUGCAAAUUGGCCGUGGAUGCGCCAUACAUCUUCAAGAAGCUCAUCGGCGUCGAUUUCGUCUUCUUUCUGCAGCACAACUAUCUCGAUAUGGCGAACCGUACGCUCAGCAUAGAGGCCGUCAACGAGAGCUUCUCCUCGCGCAUUGAGAUCUUCGAGCGCUGUCGCUACUACGCCCAUCCGGACAAUGCCGAAUGGACGUGCUUCGAUCAGACUGCCACGCUGGACAUCAAGAAUUUCUUUGGUUUCGAACAUUCCAUGGAAAAGAUGGGCAUGAAGCAGUAUACACAGACAACGCUGAAGGGCAAAGAAAUCAUUGAGUUCUUCAUCAACCAACUUAAGGAAGAGGGUGUUACGGAGGUGGAACGUUGGACACCGCCCAUAGAUGGCCCCAAGUCGCCGCUGAAGGAGCAGGCGGCAGUGGCGGCAACAUCGCUGACAGCGGAUCAGCGUCACGACAUUCUUCUCGACGGCGACUUCAUAGCUCGCAGUCUUGGCCAGCUGUCGCCCAUGCAGGAGUCGAAGCUGCUGGAGCUGCGAAAAAUGCUCGAUGGUGUUGAUGAUCUGGAGCGCAUGCCCAGUUAUCAGACCAUAUUGCGUUUUUUGUCAGCACGCGACUGGCAUGUCAAUCAGGCCUUUGCGAUGUUGUGCGAUUCGCUGAAAUGGCGACGCGAGCAUCGCAUCGACGCUUUGCUUGAGGAGUACAUGAAGCCGGCGGUAGUGGUGGAACAUUUUCCCGGCGGCUGGCACCAUCACGACAAGGAUGGUCGGCCUAUUUACAUAUUGCGACUGGGACACAUGGAUGUGAAGGGUUUGCUCAAGUCCCUGGGUAUGGAGGGUCUGCUGCGCUUGGCCCUGCACAUUUGCGAGGAGGGCAUACAGAAAAUCAACGAAUCGGCCGAUCGUCUCGACAAGCCUGUGCUCAACUGGUCCCUUCUCGUUGACCUCGAGGGUCUUUCGAUGCGCCACCUCUGGCGCCCAGGCAUCAAGGCCUUGCUGAACAUCAUUGAGACUGUCGAGCGGAACUAUCCAGAAACAAUGGGCCGUGUGCUGGUGGUGCGUGCCCCACGCGUGUUUCCCAUUGCCUGGACUAUAGUGAGCGCUUUCAUAGACGAGAACACCCGCUCGAAGUUCCUGUUCUAUGGCCCCGACUGUGCGCACAUGAAGGACGGGCUCACGCAGUACAUUGAUGAGGAGAUCGUUCCCGACUUUUUGGGCGGACCUUGCAAGACAAUGAUCCACGAAGGCAGCCUCGUACCCAAGACACUGUACAAGAUGGGCUCGCUGGAGGAGCAGGACGAUGAGACGCCGGCGAUAUCGCGCACACAAGUCGAGGAGGUGAAGCGUCUGUCGAGUGUACAUCACGACCAUCGCAAUCUCUACAAGACGGUGGAGCUGAAGGCAGGAUACACACACGAGCUGCUCAUACGCAACGAGGAUCCGAAAAGCGUCCUCACCUGGGACUUUGAUGUUUUGCGCAACGAUCUGCACUUCACGCUCUAUCGUGUAACACAGGACCUGCCGGACAAGAGUGACUCGGCUGUCUCCUAUUUUGAUUUGCCGGACUUUGUGGAGGGUGUGAACUAUUUCCGGGAGGAGCCGACUCUGGUGUGUCGGCAUAAGGAGAGCGUCCAGGGCUCGCAUGUUAUGCAUCACAACGACAGCUAUAUUAUGCAUUGGUUCAGCCCGUCGGAGGCUCAGCUCAAUCUCUUCUACGAGGUGCUCAGCUCGGUCAACUACAAGGGCUCCAUGACCAGCUUGCAGUCGGCCUUCUCAUCGAACUCGUCGGCGGCAAGCUCAUGUCAGAGUCGAUGAUACGAGUUGAGUCGGCAGGGCGUUAACGCACACACUACGACGCCCCCGGCAGAUGAGGUGACCGAUAUGGGGCUGCUCUCCGGCACCCUAAUGGAGAAGACGUUGAACCUGUUUGACUCGUCGGAUGUAUUUUUUUAAGCCAGAAAAGUUGCAAUCUCAGUUGUUUAGUUUAGCAGUUUAGUAAAAUUUUAGUUUGAAGACACCUAUGUACUAUUUUAAUCAAUUGUGUGUAGCACUCGUUUGUUAAUUACUAUAUUUUCAUUCUAUAUUAGAAAGUAUACAUUAUAUUUUGUAACUAUGUUAAGCCUAAA
Scaptodrosophila lebanonensis is the source of this 2830-nucleotide messenger RNA. It is a transcript of the gene retm, whose product is annotated as protein real-time. The record is from RefSeq and is a predicted model, not a curated record. NCBI's taxonomy places the organism in Eukaryota, Metazoa, Arthropoda, Insecta, Diptera, Drosophilidae. Gene Ontology annotation, cellular component: cytoplasm. The transcript is spliced from 6 exons. Bases 534 to 2519 code for a protein of 661 amino acids.